Molecule: messenger RNA, 909 nt
Organism: Lactuca sativa (garden lettuce)
Lineage: Eukaryota; Viridiplantae; Streptophyta; Magnoliopsida; Asterales; Asteraceae
Biological process (GO): tetrapyrrole biosynthetic process
Molecular function (GO): uroporphyrinogen-III synthase activity
Source: RefSeq, a predicted model, not a curated record
AUGAAUGCUGCAUACGCCAGACUUCCUUCUACUACCUCUCCUUGCCAGGUCAAAGACAGCAACAACCGCCGCCUCAUCGCCUUCACCACGCCGGAAAACUACGCCGUCCGUCUCUCCCACCUCAUCCACCUCAAGGGUUGGACUUCUCUCUGGUGCCCCACCAUCGCCGUCGAACCCACCACCAACACCAAAUCAUCUAUCCUCCACUACCUCUCACCUCCAACACCCCUCAUUAAUCAAUUCUCAGCCCUCGCUUUCACCUCAAGGUCAGGAAUCUCAGCUUUCUCCGACGCCUUAUCGGAGCUCACCUCCACACCAUUAUCCCCAUCCGGCGAAGAUUUCACAGUUUGUGCUCUCGGAAAAGACUCGGAGUUAAUCGAUAACUCAUUCGUAGGUAAAAUCUGUAACAACAGUGAAAGAAUUAAGCUUUUAGUUCCUGAAAUAUCGACGCCGGCGGGUCUGGUGGAGUCGCUGGGGUACGGGAGUGGCCGGCGAGUGUUGUGCCCGGUGCCAUUAGUGGUGGGGUUGGAAGAACCGCCGGUGGUUCCCAAUUUUUUACGAGACUUGGAUACAAAGGGGUGGAUAGCGGUGAGGGUGAACGCAUACGAGACACGGUGGGUGGGACCGGAGUGUGCGGCGGAAUUAGUAAAGAGAGAUGGUGGUUGUGGGGUAGAUGCGAUUGUGUUUACGAGUACAGGGGAAGUGGAAGGGAUGUUGAAGAGUUUGAGGGCGAUGGGUUUGGAUUGGGAGGCGGCGAUGAGAGUGAAUCCAGGGAUGGUGGUGGCGGCGCAUGGGCCGGUGACGGCGGCCGGAGCCAAAAGUCUUGGAGUCGAUGUAAAUGUUGUUAGCAGUAGGUUUGGAAGCUUCGAUGGUGUUGUAGAUGCUCUUGCUUUAUUAUGGAAUAAUUAA